Molecule: messenger RNA, 1187 nt
Organism: Globicephala melas (long-finned pilot whale)
Lineage: Eukaryota; Metazoa; Chordata; Mammalia; Artiodactyla; Delphinidae
Source: RefSeq, a predicted model, not a curated record
AUGUCGGGACCCGUGCCAAACAGGGCCAGAGUUUACACAGAUGUUAAUACGCACAGAGCCCAAAAGUACUGGGAUUACAAGUCACAUGUGGUGGAAUGGGGAAAUCAAGAUGACUACCAGCUGGUUAGAAAACUAGGCCGAGGUAAAUACAGUGAAGUAUUUGAAGCCAUCAACAUCACAAAUAAUGAAAAAGUUGUUGUUAAAAUUCUCAAGCCAGUAAAGAAGAAGAAAAUCAAGCAUGAAAUAAAGAUUUUGGAGAAUUUGCAAGGUGGUCCCAACAUCAUCACACUGGCAGACAUUGUAAAAGACCCCGUGUCACGAACUCCUGCCUUGGUUUUUGAACACGUAAACAACACAGACUUCAAGCAAUUGUACCAGACGUCAACAGACUAUGAUAUUCGAUUUUACAUGUAUGAGAUUCUGAAGGCCCUGGAUUAUUGUCACAGCAUGGGGAUUAUGCACAGAGAUGUAAAGCCCCAUAAUGUCAUCAUUAAUCAUGAGCAGAAGCUACGGCUAAUAGACUGGGGUUUGGCUGAGUUUUACCAUCCUGGCCAAGAACAUAACGUCCGAGUUGCUUCCCAAUAUUUUAAAGGUCCUGAGCUACUUGUAGACUAUCAGAUGUAUGAUUAUAGUUUGGAUAUGUGGAGCUUGGGUUGUAUGCUGCCAAGUGUGAUCUUCCGGAAGGAGCCAUUUUUCCAUGAACAUGACAAUUAUGAUCAGUUGGUGAGGACAGCCAAGGUUCUGGGGAGAGAUUUAUAUGACUAUAUUGACAAAUACAACAUUCAAUUAGAUCCACGUUUUAACGAUAUCUUGGGCAGACAUUCCCGUAAGCGAUGGGAAUGCUUUGUCCACAGUGAAAACCAGUACCUUGUCAGUCCUGAGGCCUUGGAUUUCCUGGACAAGCUGCUGCGGUACGACCAACAGUCAUGGCUCACCACAAGAGAGGCCGUGGAGCACCCCUAUUUCUACACUGUUGUGAAGGACCAGACUCGAAUGGGCUCAUCUAGCAUGCCAGGGGGCAGUAUGCCUGUCAGCAGCACCAAUAUGAUGUCAGGGAUUUCUUCAGUGCCAACCCCUUCAGCCCUUAGACCUCAGGCAGGCUCACCAGUGACUGCUGCUGCCAACCCCCUCGGGAUGCCUGUUCCAGCUGCCGCUGGCGCUCAGCAGUAAUGGCCCUUCUGUCUCCU